GCCCGUUUACAGUAAGAUGAACUGCGAAGCCCGUCUCUCACAUGUCAAUUGAUCUCUUUAAAGAAACUACACCUAUAUUAACCCCUAUAGCUCCACGAUAAGAAAAAUAAUUCUCCCUCAGGACCACAAGUAAUUAGCUGAUCCUAUCCUCCACAACACGAAAAAGAUGCCCACCUUCUCUUACUGUCUCCUCCUCCUCUUCCUCCCUCUACUCUUCUGUACUUUCCAUGCCAAUAUUGCUCAGAAUCUCAUCCCUGAAACUUGCAAGAAAUGUGCAGCAAAUGAUCCGAACCUUAGCUACAACUUCUGUGUAUCUUCUCUUCAAGCAUCCAAUCGUAGCCAGUGUGAUAACCUUCGUGGGCUUGGCAUGAUGUCCAUCAAGUUAAUCAAAUACAACGUGACCGACACAAGGCACUACGUGAAGAAUCUCUUGAAGAACAAAAAAAUGGACCCCUUCAUUAGGGCAUGCUUAAAUGAUUGCCUUGAUCUUUAUUCUGACGCCAUCCCUACCCUCAAGCAGGCCAUGAUGGAUUACAAGUCUAAGCACUAUAAGGAUGCCAAUAUCGAAGUAAGUUCAGUCAUCGAUGCCGCCACAACCUGUGAAGAUGGAUUCGAGGAGAAAGAAGGUGCAGUUUCACCAUUAACAAAAAGAAAUAAUGAUACUUUUCAGUUGUCCGCUAUAGCGCUUGCGCUCAUCAACAUGCUCUAAUCUGUAUGUAGCAGUUGGAGAUUAAGGUUCUAUCACUGUUAAUCCUUCCUUGCUCCUUAAUUUCUUGUUAGGUUUCUUGAUGUUAACGGUUGUUUUUUCAAUAUCCUUUUGUGUUGGUCAGUUGUUAAUUUAUUGAUGCGACGUAUAUUGUCUUU
This is a messenger RNA of Populus nigra (black poplar), 864 nucleotides long. RefSeq names its product putative invertase inhibitor. NCBI's taxonomy places the organism in Eukaryota, Viridiplantae, Streptophyta, Magnoliopsida, Malpighiales, Salicaceae. The record is from RefSeq and is a predicted model, not a curated record. The coding region runs from base 167 to 709 and encodes 180 amino acids. Gene Ontology annotation, molecular function: enzyme inhibitor activity. The transcript has a single exon.